This is a messenger RNA of Trichoderma atroviride IMI 206040, 3055 nucleotides long. RefSeq lists its product as uncharacterized. The record is from RefSeq and is a predicted model, not a curated record. NCBI's taxonomy places the organism in Eukaryota, Fungi, Ascomycota, Sordariomycetes, Hypocreales, Hypocreaceae.
AUGAACGGAUAUCAGACGGAGCGAAGCUCCUACGAGGACGAAAUUUCAAACAUAUCUACGCCAAUUUCAAGCCACGGCGAUCACGCUAUGGAAGCGGCAUUUGAGAAGGACGGGCCCAAUGGAUAUGGCAACAUUGCCACUCCGGAAGAACCAAUGGAUCCCAGCAAUGCGCCGAAUGGAUCGCUCGCCGAUCUAAAAGAUCCGAUACAAGUACAUCUGCUCACCGAAACUGCGCUUUACGACAGCAAACAAUAUGAAAUCCUAUCUCAAGAGGAGGUUGAUAGGCUGAAGAAACAGUGUCAGUUAUUAGAGCAACGGAUAGAACCCACAAGAGCCAAUUUGGCUAUCCAAUCGAAAUAUCGAGAUGCGGCGGUAUCGAUGGCCAAGCUUUACGCCGCCGGAAAAUCUGAAGAAGAGCUUCUGAACGAUCCUAGAGCCAAAGAGGUGGAGCUAGAGAGAGAGGCAACCGAGAAGACAUGCGAGGAAUUGUCGCGCGAACUUUUCAAUCUCGAGAAGAGUCUCUUGGGGCCUCAGAGACGUCUGCUUCAACACACAGCUGGUAUCCUCCAGCUCACUCACAAGGCAUCCAAGAGAGCUGCGGCACGAGCUUUGCAAAACGAUAACGGCAUUCCUGGUAGCCCGGAAAGCUUAUACACCUACUCUCAAGGCCGAGAUAGCAUAGCGCGUGCCAUGGAAGAGAAUUAUUUCGAAGAUCCAAACCUCUACCAGCUUGAUUUCGUCGAGGGACUGCAGCCUGGACAUCUAAAAUCGGCAAUCGAUAUACCCCUCAAGUCUCCUGUUCGAGAACAAGCUUCCCAGAUUCGAGGCGAGCUUGAUAAGGCUCGAGAGGAAAACUCAUUGCUAGUCAAUCUCGUGGCCGACAUGGAGCAAAAGCUGGAAAGCCUAAGUCUUUCGCUUCGGGAAACCAUUAUCAAAUUCAACCCUGAAGUGAACGGUGACUACCUGGAGCCUCCCCGGGAACCAGGCACUGGUGAAAUGAAGCCCGGCGACAUGCUGAGAAAGCAAAUUGACUACCUGGAAAGUGGGCUUGUUGCCGUACAAGCAGAGCAAGAGUCGUUUGUUAGCAGUGGUGGCAAUAACGGUGGUAUGUACCAGCUAGACGACGGCGCCGCCGAACGUAUCGAGUCUGUCUUGGUCGGGCUCUGGGAUAAGAUGCAGUCGGGCUUUGCUGAAAAGAAGCAACGAAACGAAGAACGCCGGAAACAUCGCGCAGACAAAGGAUUGAUGGUGGAUGACGAUGACACGUCCGACGACGAUGCAUUUGAUGCGGAUGAGACUUACAACCUAAUCGCCUUCUCUUCCAAGGUCGAAUGGCUUUACUCUCAGGCUUCGACGCUGAAGGACCAGAAGUCCGUGUUGAAGAGACAGAUCAAACAGCAGCGUGAACUCAACAACAAAACCGACGCUGAAAAGGACGAGGAGCUUGAACGAAGACAAGACGAGCUGGAUCAGACUCGCUUCCUACUCGAGCGAGCAGAAAAGGAUGCUUCUGAUGCCCAAAACAUGCUGGCAGAUGCCUUGCAAGACCUCGAAAAGGCGCAGUCAUCAUCUUCUGGUAUCUCUGAAGAAGAGCUUCGUACGCACGCUCUCAAGAUAGAAUCUCUAGAAGCUGAGAUGGCCACACGAAGCGCAAAAAUUCAAUCUUUCGAAUCCGAAAUACAAGCACGAGACGCCAGACUAGAGGCCCUGACUGCUGAACUCGAGACAGGAAAUGGAACGUCAGGUGCCCUAAGAAAUGAAAUUCAGGCGCACCAGGCUCGGGUCGAAUCUCUGGAGGCUGAAAUCCAGGAACGUAGCGAUCGUAUUGCAUCCCUUGAGGCUGAGAUUCAUACGCACAGCACUCGGGCAGAGUCUCUCGAAGCCGAAGCCCUCGCGACCGGUGUCCGACUUGAGUCACUGGAGUCAGAAAUCCAAGCACGCAGUGCUCACAUCGAAACUCUUGAAAAUAAGAUCAAGGGUCACGACACAAAUAUUGGAUCCCUUGAGGCAGAAAUUCAAUCACGAGAUGCACAAAUCAAAUCUUUGGGCUCGGAGGUCCAGGCGCAUACUGAAAGAAGCGGGUCAUUUGAGGCUCAGAUUGCUACGUUAGAAUCCGAGAAGAAGAAAUUCGCCGAGCUAAGCUCUCAGCUGGAUGGAGUUUCCAAAGAGAAGCUGGCGGCCGAAGAAAUGGCAAAGGCUCUGCAACAAGAGAUGGACGAUAUGAAGGCACACCACGCAAACAAGGAGAAUGAGAUGGCUCAGAAGGAUGCCGAUCUGGAGCAGCUGAAUAUGGCACUAGUGGAAAUCAAGACCGAGCUCACAUUUGCUAGAGCAGAGCUAGACGGCGCGUAUGGAUCUCGCGCUGAGCGUGCGGCAGAUGCGGCAGCCCUAUCGAACCAAAAUGAGAUUGUCAGGCUUACAGGCCAAGUCGAGAGGCUCAAGCAGGAGCUAGCAGGCACUGUGCAAGAUCUAGAGGCGAUAACCAAGGAGACGAUUGGAUCUGAACGCGAGAAGAUUGAUCUUGAGCAAAAGGUCGACGAGGCAAUCACAGCAAAGGCCAGCUUAGAGGCAGAUCUGGAGAAAUCCAGACACUUGAUCGCGAAGCUGCAAGAAGAUCUGGAUAGUGAACGAUUCAAAGUCGGCGUGGCACAGGGAGGUGUGACAAAGGUCGGCGCUGGUGCGGCCCUACUCAGUGAACAGUUUAGGUCGUCGAUGAGAGAGGAGCGGAAGAGAUUCCACGAGGACAUAAAGGAGGAACGCGCCAAGUACCGAAAACUGGAAGAAGAGUUGAGCCGACUGAAAAAGAGCCAAGCAGUGCCCAAAGGUCCUCCAAGUCCACAGUAAUAAUCCAUCAAGACCAACCUUGGUCCUAUGACGACGCCCUUUCCCUCCACCAUCUUGUCAUUUUUAUACACGCAUCUUAUGCCUCGUUCUUCAAAGCGUCUCUUGCUAUUCCGAUUUUUUGGCCUAUUUCAUCUUUUAAUCUUCUUGUAUAUGAUACCAACUCGUUGGGUAUUCGUUGGCUUUGGUUUGGUCCUUUGCUCUACGGAGAAGG